CGGACCUCGGGCAUCAUCUUCGGUGGUGCAUUACUUUUCUAAUGCUUUCUAGUAGGUGCUACAACUAGGAAUGGAGCAUCCUCGCUCUAGGCCUGACCUAACCCCAACAAGUUCCCAACAGAGUUACAGAUUCGAUGGCUUCCGAUGCCGGAGACAAGACGAUCGCCUCACAGGAUAGUUCAAAAAUCCACAAAAGGGCCUCUCAUGCCUGUCUAGUCUGUCGGGCUCGUAAAGUGAGGUGCGAUGUCACCGUCCGUGGUCCUCCGUGCAUGAACUGUCGUCUCGACGGCGACGAAUACGAAGUAAUGUGGUCGAGAAGAACAAAACGACAUUGGCGGGCAAAGGGCCUCGAUCCUCCGAAAGGGGCCUUCGGUAUUUCCAAACCGCGCCAUUCCGGCAAAGUGCCUUCGCAGGGCCUUGGGGGCAGACUUGAAAUUGAAAGCCCAAUACUCGUCAAAGCCCAAAGAGCUACUGAGAAGUCACCAACUCCCGAGCAGUUGAACUCGGCCCAAGGAAAUCAUGAUGAUUGUCGUCCAGCUUCUACGAUAGCCCAGGCGAAGCUCAGUACAAUGACAACUCAAUCCUUUGACGCCUACUGUGACCGGCGAUCCGCAGAUGAGGGCAACGUGACAAAGAAGACACCUGCCUCAGGCUCACAAGACAGCUAUGUUGAGAGGCAGGACGCGAUGAACGAGAUGAUUGGGUUGUCGGCGAACGUCUUUUGCUCGCCGUGGUAUAACGGCUAUGCGUACUAUCAGUUUCUAGUUUUGGCUAAUGUUUCAUCUAUGCCGCCACAGGAUUAUAGGUUUCUUGAACAGCAAGGAUGUCUUCACGUCCCCUGCCCCGCAAUUCUCAACGAUUUCGUACGCCAAUAUUUCUUAUACGUUCAUCCCAUUUUGCCAAUAAUCGACGAGGCGGCUUUUUGGGACAUUUACUAUCAGUCUAAUCCACAGCAACGCGAUAACAAGAUCUCGCUACUCCUCUUCUAG
Colletotrichum godetiae is the source of this 989-nucleotide messenger RNA. RefSeq lists its product as uncharacterized. The transcript is spliced from 3 exons. Gene Ontology annotation, molecular function: DNA-binding transcription factor activity, RNA polymerase II-specific; zinc ion binding. The record is from RefSeq and is a predicted model, not a curated record. NCBI's taxonomy places the organism in Eukaryota, Fungi, Ascomycota, Sordariomycetes, Glomerellales, Glomerellaceae. Gene Ontology annotation, biological process: regulation of DNA-templated transcription. The coding region runs from base 135 to 989 and encodes 284 amino acids.